This is a messenger RNA of Cydia fagiglandana, 2871 nucleotides long. RefSeq lists its product as uncharacterized. The record is from RefSeq and is a predicted model, not a curated record. Lineage: Eukaryota; Metazoa; Arthropoda; Insecta; Lepidoptera; Tortricidae. The transcript has 3 exons. Bases 242 to 1318 code for a protein of 358 amino acids.
AAUUAUAUUUCGUUCGUUUCAUUCUUCAGAUAUUACAUUUACCAGGUAGUCCUUUAAACCUACAGGCGACUUUUGCACAAUAUUAAGAGACAGUCAAUUGACUAUUAAACUGAUCCUUAGUUCAUUCAUUCUCCUACCCUUCCCGUUCAUUCCACCAUCAUAGUUGCUCAUUCUUUUUUCGUGCACGGCGACGAGCGCACGCGCCCUUUAGCUCCUCGGCUAAGACAUUAUUACCUACAAAAUGUCGAAGCGCACAGCUAAAGAGAAGUUAAAUUAUUACCGUGAAAAAAUUAAACGACUUGAAGAUCAUAAAAGACGAUACAGGAUCAUUUAUGAUUCGUCUUCAUCGGAAGAUGAGGAUAUUGUAAUGGAACAAAAUCCAGAUGGUUCCAUACCGGCUCAAGAUCCUAUUAUACAGGAACCACAACUAAACAGCGAAAAUCCUGUACCGGAACAUAAUAGUGAUGUACCGAUGUCGAACCAUAAUAACGGGAUUUCUGCGCCUGAAAAUCAGGCAGAUUUGCCCAUGUCGUCAGCUCAACCCGAGCUCGACCCGGAUAUGCUGCUGGCUCUCGGCGAAUCGACCGAGGAUGCACCCGAAUAUGGCGGAAAAAUCCACGAUAAUUUAUCGAAACUUUGGUUACCGUUACUCAAAAAAGGUAUGACGAAUGAUGCCAAAGUUAAAAUCCUAAAAGAUUAUUUGGUUCCCGACAACUGUCGAUUGUUACAAGCACCAAAAUUGAACGUGGAGAUUUCAGCCGCCGUACCCGAUAUGGUCCGGAACCGAGACAAAAAUUUGGCUGCAGCGCAGCAACAACUCGGCCGCGGGAUCGCUGCCGUCAACAGGGCCAUGGAUAUUCUAAUAAAAUGUGUCGAUCCCAGCGGAAUCGAAGCUAUGAAACACCUCAGCAACGGCUGCCGUAUACUAUGUGAUCUGCAUGCGUCAUCUACUCAGAGCCGCAUAAAACUCAUCACACCUAGUCUCGAUAAAACGUUCUUGCAAGUUAUACAAGACACAGAACGUGAUGAUACCUUGUUUGGUAAUAAAUUGUCCGAGAAAAUAAAAGCUGCGAAGACCAUUGAAAAACAAGGUCUUCAAAUCAAGAAAACGUCCCCAAAGAAACCCGCGACAGCACAGCCGUCGACAAGUCGAGCGUCGUACUCGGGAAACUGGUCAGCGCCCCCUCGUUACGCGUCGAACAGGGGGGGGGGGCGGAGAGGUGCUCGCAGGCAGGCGAAUUACACCCGGCGGACGUUUCCAGCUCCACAACCGGCCGAGACAUCCCCCGCGACCAAGACACGUGCCCAGGCACCGUAACGCAGGGACUGCCAUCCCCUACACAAGGGGCUUACCCUGGGGGCCGCCAGGCUCUGCAACAGUCCUUCAGUCGAAGAGGCUCCCCGCCAGAAGCUAUAACACUGAUGUUAGCAUCACUCUCCGACAAAACAAUACAACAAUACGAAGUUACAUAUAAGCUCUGGUGGCAAUUUUGCACCGUUAAUUCUAUUGAAAUUUUAAAUCCUCCGAAAUCGUCUAUAUUGUCUUUUUUAACAGAACAAUUUAACAAAAAUUGUGCAUACGGCACACUGAAUAGUCACCGUUCAGCCUUAUCCUUGUUAUUGGGAGACAAUGUCGGUUCGGACGAUUGCGUGAAACGCCUUCUCAAAGGUGCGUACAAACAAAGACCGAACGGUCCCAAGUAUAACCAUACAUGGGACCCUCAGGUUGUUUUAAACCGUGUCUCUCACUGGUAUCCCAAUACAAGUAUAAGCCUGGAAAAACUGUCGCAAAAAUUAGUGACAUUACUGGCCAUAUGCACAGCGCAUAGAGUUCAAAAUUAGCGCUUAUAAAAAUAGAAAAUAUCGUUAUUUCCACAAACGGUGUCAAAAUUGGAAUUACUGACAUAAUUAAAACAUCAGCUGCCGGACGAGAACAACCCGUUCUCUUCCUUCCAUAUUUUAAAGACAAUGUAUCUAUAUGCCCUGCUACAACUCUCAGAGAUUAUAUUUUUGUAACAAAAAAUAAGAGAGUUGAUGGUAUAGGAAAUUUGUUAUUGACAUACAAACCUCCACAUAGACCUGCAACUUCUCAGACCAUCAGCAGAUGGAUUAAAAAUGUUUUGUCGGACAGUGGCAUUGACAUUACAGUGUUCAGCGCGCACAGUGCGCGCCACGCCGCCACGUCGGCCGCGAGCCGCGCCGGCGUCAGCGUCGACACUAUCCGCCGCACCGCAGGCUGGACCGCGGCGUCUACGUCGUUUGCGCGGUUCUAUAAUAGGCCACUAUCGGAUGAAGGACUCUUUGCAAGAUCUGUUUGUUUGCCGAGUCCAAGUGACAAUACUUAGAUAAUAAGAUUAUCAAUCAUGAUUAGAUGAUUUAUUAAUUUGAAUAAAUGUUAAAAUUACAUGACUGACCAAUAAAGUCAUGCCAAAGAAGAAAAUAAAUACAUAAAUGAUUUGUGUCUAUAUAUAUCUAUAGUUUCAUUCCACCUGAGCAAAACUUUAAGACUCUAAACAUCUACCUGGUAAAUGUAAUAUCUGAAGAAUGAAACGAACGAAAUAUAAUACAUGAUCAAACGAACUUCUCGAGCGAAGUUCGAUCACUAUUAUAUGAGUCGUUUCAUUCGAAGAUAUAAUAACCCUCCCACCCUAAUAAGACCCUAAAUUUUAAAGUUUUGCGUUUCUUUCUCUAAAGAUAAUGAGCAACUAUGAUGGUGGAAUGAACGGGAAGGGUAGGAGAAUGAAUGAACUAAGGAUCAGUUUAAUAGUCAAUUGACUGUCUCUUAAUAUUGUGCAAAAGUCGCCUGUAGGUUUAAAGGACUACCUGGUAAAUGUAAUAUCUGAAGAAUGAAACGACUCAUAUAAUAGUGAU